This is a messenger RNA of Symbiodinium necroappetens, 333 nucleotides long. Lineage: Eukaryota; Dinophyceae; Suessiales; Symbiodiniaceae. The record is from the annotation of a GenBank genome assembly.
AUGGCCUUCAACGCUGUCAUCAACGCCUGCAAAAAGGAAGACAGAUGGUGCGAGGCGACCCACCUGGCAUCUCUGAUGAAGGAGAUGAGAUUGGAGCCGGAUGUUAACACCUUUAUCGCACUUGCCGCUUCGAUGGAACGCACGGGGCAGUGGCAGCAGAUCCUGUGUCUGGUGAAGGAGCGAGGCGAGUUAAAGCAAGAUCUGAUGAUACAGCGCUUGGCCGCUUUUCCAGCAGGUGGCCUUUGGGAGCUGUCCUUGCAUUGGCUUGCUACCAUGGAGGCGUCGCAGCAAGAUCCAGGCCAUGCCGGCUUUUCUCGGAGUUUGAAACUGUAA